Arabidopsis thaliana (thale cress) is the source of this 435-nucleotide messenger RNA. It is a transcript of the gene LCR61, whose product is annotated as low-molecular-weight cysteine-rich 61. Gene Ontology annotation, cellular component: extracellular region. Lineage: Eukaryota; Viridiplantae; Streptophyta; Magnoliopsida; Brassicales; Brassicaceae. The coding region runs from base 64 to 300 and encodes 78 amino acids. The record is from RefSeq and is marked reviewed. The transcript has 2 exons.
CCAAGUUUUUCAAGUCUAUCAACAAUAUUCAAUUUACUAGAAAUUUAUUUUAACAAAAGAGAAAUGGCCAAGACAGCUUCUUCACUUGUUCUCCCCAUCAUCUUCCUUGUAAUGUUUGCAUUAGUUGAGCAGAAUAUGGGAUGCAUGGCAGUUCUUGGCUCGUGUGGUGUGAUUACCGACUGUAGUGGGGAAUGCAUUUCUAGAUUUGGACCACAAGCACGUGGCUACUGUGACCGAGAUGGUGGUUCUGGAACAUGUGUUUGCGUUUAUCCUUGUCCGGCUGAUAAGCCACAUAUGUGAUAUAUACAUGCAGUAGUGUAAAAUCAGAACUUCUACAAAAUGUAUAAUUAAUAACGCAAUAUUAAUGUCAAAACCAUGAUCGAGUUUUAGUAAUAUUUUUAGAACUAUAUCUUGGAUCAAGACUUUAAUCUCAAG